Pocillopora verrucosa is the source of this 1136-nucleotide messenger RNA. RefSeq names its product melanocyte-stimulating hormone receptor-like. Gene Ontology annotation, biological process: G protein-coupled receptor signaling pathway. The record is from RefSeq and is a predicted model, not a curated record. Gene Ontology annotation, cellular component: plasma membrane. Gene Ontology annotation, molecular function: G protein-coupled receptor activity. NCBI's taxonomy places the organism in Eukaryota, Metazoa, Cnidaria, Anthozoa, Scleractinia, Pocilloporidae.
CCGACACCAAGCUCGAGGAACAGACAAACAAAUCAUAUCAUCAUUAAAACAACUCGGCCUCGUAUAUGUACUAACAAGUGAAUUUCGAUUAUUUAAUUGUUUUGGUAAAUUGUGAAUGAUAACUUUUCCUUAGACAACUCAGGGAUCGUAAACAUGGCAGUGCUAAACAACGAUCUGCGCCGAAAUGUAGUCGAGUCCUGCAUGGUUGAUCAUGAAAACGUUCCACACCUCUUCAUCGUCCUCAAUUCCACCGUCAACAUCAUUCUAAUGAUAAUAUCGAUCCUAGCAAACAGCGUGGUGAUAGCAGCAGUGUGGAAAACGCCAUCCUUGCGCUACCCGUCAAUUUUAUUACUUUGUGGUCUCGCAAUGUCUGAUGUUACUGUUGGUUUGGUUGUGGAGCCCUUAUUUAUUGCCCUGGAAUUGUUAUUACUUCGUGGUUAUCAGGAUACCGAUGUUUGUAGGCUGGAAACGGUGUUUAUUUUCAGCGCAUAUUUUGUUUGUGGAGUUUCCAUUUUAAAUGUCCUACUAACUAACGUAGAUAGAUUCUUAGCGAUUCACUAUCCACUGAGGUAUGACACUAUCGUAAUUGUCCCUCGUGUUUUUUCCCUCAUAAUUUCGUGUUGGCUAAUAAGUGCUUUAAGCACGACUUUAUGGGUAUGGCAUAAGACGGCAUUUGAGUAUGUGGUUAAUGCUUUCAUGAUAGCGUUUGUCAGCACAUCAACAGUCAUCCAAAUUAUGAUCUACCGAGUAGUUCGCCGACACAGAAGAGAAAUCCAUGCUCAAGAAGAGGUAGUACGCAUAACACAUCAUUUCAAUAUGAUGCUCUUCAUAAAAAGUUGCAUCAAUACAAUCCUUGUGCAUUAUCUCUUAAUAUUUUGUUACUUGCCUUAUCUCGUAACUGGGAUUGUGUAUUCUGUUUCAAAGGGGAAUAUUAGAUCGCUGAUAGUUUGGAAACUGGCGCUCACAGCAGUAUUCUUAAACUCGGCUCUAAAUCCUUUCCUUUACUGCUGGCGACUCCAAGCCAUUCGGAAUCCUAUCAAGCUUUUACUCAGGAAGAUUUUCUGCCCUAACAGUGACGCUUCGGCUUUAAACCGUAGUGUAUAGCAGGUUAAAGCAAUUUGAUACUGUAAGGCUUU